This is a messenger RNA of Schistocerca piceifrons (Central American locust), 924 nucleotides long. Its product is annotated as flocculation protein FLO11-like. The record is from RefSeq and is a predicted model, not a curated record. NCBI's taxonomy places the organism in Eukaryota, Metazoa, Arthropoda, Insecta, Orthoptera, Acrididae. Bases 1 to 924 code for a protein of 307 amino acids. The transcript has a single exon.
AUGGAUGUGUCCACUCCCGAUUGUGACCUUGCUUCUGUGUCUGCUGUUUCCGCGCCUGCUACGGCUACCGUGCAGGCUGACGAAAAUUUGUCUUUACCACUUGUUUCACUUGCGUCUGUGUCCGACCGCACGCCCGCGUCGGCGACUGCUGUCGUGUCGGAACCUGGUUCCCAGCCUGUUACGGUACCGGAAUUUUCUGAUACGUUGACUGCCUCGGUUGACGUGGCUGCCAGUGCUACUGUUAGCUCUGCUGCCGUGGAGUCGCAGGAAUUUUUUGCGGCUCCGAAACCGCGGCGUGAUGAAUUUCCGUCUCGCAGUUCUAGCAGGCAACGUGCUCGUAGUGUCGGUCGGUCGCCUUCCUCUGACAGGGGGUUUACCCGACCCGACCGCAGUCCGUCUCCAGUUGACCGUUCGCCCGCCGGUUCCCGGCAGUCGCGAGUUGGUCGGCAAGACUCACAACAGCGUGCCGCGCGUCGGGACCUAGACCGUGAGCGGCGGCCGUCUCCGGCUUCCGGCUCCGGGCGUCCGACACAGCAAUCGCGACCCCAACAGCGUGCCGCUUCUCGCCAUCCGCCGCCUGACGACCUCACCGUGGCCGAUCAGAAGCGUGAUGUCGCUGUUCGACAUUUACGAACCGUUUUAAGUCAGCCGCCUACUGGUGACGAUUCGGCAAUGCCGGCCGAUACGGCUUUGGCUGUAGCGCCGCCGCAAUUGCCGACAAAACGGAAGGCUGAAGACACCCACCAGCGUCGUGUCUGUCCUUCUGCCCCCGAGCGAGUGCCGGCUUCUUCUCCCGACGUGGAGAUGCCCGUUGCUGCUCCUUUGUCGGUAGCUUCCGGUGGCACAGAUUCUGGGACCGCGCCCGCCCCCACUCCCGUGUACCCCACUGAGUGGGCGGCGGAUGUGGAAGGCGGUGAGACUUAG